Molecule: messenger RNA, 8707 nt
Organism: Homalodisca vitripennis (glassy-winged sharpshooter)
Lineage: Eukaryota; Metazoa; Arthropoda; Insecta; Hemiptera; Cicadellidae
Product: deoxynucleotidyltransferase terminal-interacting protein 1
Exons: 9
Coding region: 153-1427 (424 amino acids)
Cellular component (GO): nucleus
Molecular function (GO): nucleosome binding; DNA binding
Source: RefSeq, a predicted model, not a curated record
GACAGCUCGUCGUCUGCUAAUAUUUUUGUUUAAACAAUAUUGUAUAAAACUUCGAAUACAUCGAUUAUUGUAUUAUAUGCAGCAUUGGCCGAAUCUUAAUACCUAAUUGUUAUUUAGUUAUAGACGGAAUAUUGUAGUUAUUCAUAGUGAGGAUGGUUGUCCACCGAGGAGCUUCGUGGGAUGCCUCACCCGACACGUCACAUCGUUCAACGUUACAGGCGCUUGGUCAACACUCAGACAGUGACUCCAGCCAAUACUGCAAGCAUUCUUCUGACAACCAGUCACACCUCGUUGAGUGGAAAAACACUUUUAACAUGCGCCAAGUAAUCUUAAACAAUCUGUCGAGUGGUCAUCGGCCCAGUCCACACGCGAUGGUGAGACACUCUCACCUGCCGUUCUCACGAAUGCGUGGCCGCUCCGUAACCAAUGCUGCCAAGUCACUUGAUAUCUUGCGUCAAAACCUACAAACUUCCAUCAACAAAGAGAUAGAUGCCGUUUUAAAAAAAUACUUAGAGACAUUUUUUCGGCCGGCAAUCGACAACGUGCGGACCAACCUUGGGGCAGGCAGUGUCAGUGAGGAGCAUGUGCGCGAGGUGUGCCGCGCGAUGCUGGAGGAAGCCAAGCAGAUGUACUGUGGCCCACUCAGUCGUGGUAGUUCCCCUUUCAGUGACUGUGAGACAGUCAGCCUAAUAGACUGUCGCCUCCGCAGAACACACACACAGAGUCCAUUACUACGCAAGAGGAAAGAGUCUGACACUGACUCGGAGACAAGCCAGUCAGCUCUACGCAAACGAUCCGUACGCAACAACAUGGACCGCUGGGACCCAUCACGAUUGGGCAAGGAGACUCUCUUUAUCCUUGGUUCUCGGGCAAACAAGGUGCUGGGAUUAGGUCAUGUGUUGGGGAAGAGCCGUCUCUUUAUCAAACAUCCCCAACUGUUCAAGUAUUGCAGUGAUCAGCAAGACCAGGACUGGUUAGCCUCAAACAAGCACACACUGGUCUCUGUAGCCUCCAACAGGGUCUAUAUCAUGCUGCUGGACGAAAUUAGGGAACUGGCGAACAGUGAGGAGUACAGGAACAGUUCCAAUGUUCUCAUGCACGAGUUGAAGGGAUUUGAAGCUCCAGAAUUCAUGCUGAAGAAGAUCAAGAGCGUCAUGAGCCAAGUUAAGCCCCAAACUAGUGAAGAUCCUGAGUCGCCCUCAGAUACCAGUCCAGGGGCAUCUGGUAACCUUAGUGUGGAAUGUGUGUCUUCCACCAUGACCCCACCUGCAACAGUUUUAGAUUCAGGCCCUUCUACACCCAGUGAAGCAUUGGACCUAUUGGACCCACCCUCGUACCUGGCAUUGCCGGAGGAGCAGCAACGUUCUCACAGCGACAGUCUCUCCGCCCUUCUCUCUGCCAACCCUUCUGAACAGCCCCAUGACUAGCCCGAACCCUUCCCCAACGCCUGUUGGAUCUUCUCAGAGUGACCGAACUAAGAAUCCUGCCACUCGAAUACUUCACUAGUUUACUGAUCUCAAAGCAUAUAUUUUACGCAUAUUGAACAAAUUUACAUGAUGUAGUACCGUUAACUACUACUAGGUUUAUUAUACCCUCGCACUUAUAAUUGGGGACAUUUAUAAACUGAUGUAAAACCAUUUUCUUAAGAUAAAAAUAAGGCUUUUCUUGCUGAAGAGAAAUUUGAAAAUGGUCUAUUUUGGAGAUAUGCUACUAAAGUGAGCAACCCUCAAGAAUAUUUUUCCGUUAUAAAAACCAGAGUAAUUGGUAGAACAUAACAAAACUUCUGCAGGGAUAUUUUUAGUAUCAAUGUCACCUCUUCUGGAAAGUCUUUAGGGUUUAUUAGUGGCUUUAACGCAUUGUGAGUGAAAGGCGCAGCGUGUGCGUUCUUCUGUUCAGUGGACCAGAGGCUGAAAGGCACAUACGCUGUGUCCUCAGUUCUGCGUUUAGUAUUAACUGUUACAUUUCUUGACGUCACUGUGUUUAAAUUUUGUCAGCUAGUUUUGGUAUCGUGUUUCACAAUAUUACAAAACGUAUCUGAUAGAAUGAUGCGUAUAUUUUGUUCUGCUAAUUCAGCUAUGUUUGUAAAUGGCAGUCAGUUGUGUAUUUGUUUGAGAGAUUAUUAUCGGAAACUGAAAAUGGUGGUAAUAAUGAUAGAUUUAAUUUGUUUUUAAGAAUAAUGAUUUAAUUGCCAAAUACAUUCUAUCAAAAACACCUUUGUCACAGCAACUCUUUAUCUAUAUGUGAAAACCACCACGAAUCUGUCAUCGCAAAUAAAUCUGGCUACAGGGUGUUACGCACUAAGGCUAUCCACCAUCUGCACUGGGUUGAACUGUAAAUUUUUCUUUUUGUCUUAAUCAAGAAAAAUUAAACUUUUAUUAAAAAUUAAAUAUAUUAUAAAGAACAUAUAUUUAAUUCUUUACUUACUGAACUAGCUUCUACAGAUUAUUUUCAAACAUAUAUUUAAGUUUAAUUUUUCUAGUGCUGAAUAUGGUGAAAAUGAAGAGAAGCAUCACUUCACUAACACUCUCACUAGAACUUUCACAGGUUCUUUAUGGCUGAAAUGUAACUUAUCUUAUAGAAAUUUUGUGUGCCCGUACAUGUGUGCGUUUGGGGUAGUUUUAUAUUAAUGAUAAUAGAGGAGUUUUCUGUAAUUUUUCAUUUUCUGGGACUCUUAAAGGGAAUAUUUACAGCCCCAUAAACUAGAUACUACUUGUAAAUGUUGUCUCAGACGAACUUGUAGUAAAAAUUUUCAAUCGUUUGGACGGUGAAGCAGUGCUUUGGUAGAUUAUUAAAAACAAUGAUAAAUAAACCCAAGCAUCCUGUGUUGUGAGGCAGACAGUUUUUCCUUCUUCUGUCGAAUGAACGAUGACUAUCCUCACCAUAAUCAAUUAAAAGUACAAACACCUAUGUUUAUGUAUGUUUAAAUUUGUGAUUUUUUGGCAUGCUCUUGUACUCAAUAAAAUAAGAAAAAUGUCCCUAAUAGAAGUGAUACUGCUGAUUAAGACUUACCCUGUUUUGAAAGUGCCAGUAAAAUUUAUCGAGAUUAACAUUAUUUAACUGUGCACAAACAAUGCAAUUGAUUUGACUGAUUUUUAGAAAACUGUUUUUUGGGUUUAUUGAAAAGUUUUUGUAUGUAGUAAAUCCAAAAGUGUAUAUUGUAGGUAUAAUUAUAAAUAGCUUAUUUUUUGUUACAUUAAUUUGUGUGUUUACUCUUGAAAUAUUCAGAAAUCUUUUAGUUACAAAAUGUAUAUCUUCUUCAUUUGAAAAAAUAUUACUUCCUUCUUAUUUAUUUCUUGUUUUUUUCAAAGAUAUCGUGGAUUGUAAAAACACGUCUUUACAUGGAAAAUUGUACUUAAGUAAGGCCAGAUUUAUCUUUAUUGCUGUCUACUAAAUGGAAACCAAAUGCAUCAAAUAAUUUUAUCCAGAAAAUAUUCAAAAUAACCUCAAUAAUGAUUCAAGUACGUAUUAGAAAGUUAAGCUUAAAAGGAAUAAAUAUAGGAAAAAACAAUCGCUAGAUCUACAAACGACUUUACAAGAUAUUUAUAGAUAUCAUUGAUGUACAUAUAAUACUCUUCAUCGAAGAAGAUCUAUUGUUCAUGAUAGAAAUUACUCUGAUAUAAAACUACUUGUAUCUAUAAGUAAAAUGUUAUACAAUCUAACUGUAUUCACUUACAAUAAUUAAUUGUAAUUACCAGUGUUUUGAGAGUUUAUUACUGUAAAAACUUAUUAAUUAUUGUAAAUAUCGUGAAUGAAAGUUCAAUGAGCUAGUUAAUAGUAAAUUGUAGUUUUACUACAACUAAUUUUAGGCAAUAUUGAAAGCAUUUUGAUAUUUUCCAACUUCUGUGAUACAUUGUAUUCUCUUGUAUUAAGUCUUUACAGUAUAUUUUACUUUAACAUUUUUACCAUGCACAUAUUUCUAUUAUUGUUGAUGUUUAAAGUGAGGUUGUUUAUAAACAAUAAUUAAAUUCUAUUUGGAAGUUCUUUAUUUUUACAAUUUUAAUCAUUUUUAUUUUAGUUUUAAUUCUAGUAUUUUGUUUGCCAUUUACGUGUUUUAUAGUGUUUACCUUGUAAUUGUAGCUGGUAAAUAAGAACUCUAAGUCAGUAGAGCAUUCGUGCAUGUUUGGGUUCUCAAGAAUGUUGUGGUUUUUAACUUGCGAUAUUUUAAAUGUUGUCUUCCAUUGUUUUAUUAUAUUUUAUACAUUAGUGGAGUCAUUCUAUAGCUCAUUCAAUAUGAUAUAAACAAUUGUUAAGAAAUUAAUUUUUUAUAAUAGUAAACUUAUACUAUCUGUUUAUAACUUUAAAUUGUGGUUAUCUUUGUAAAUACUUGCCAAAAUAUCAACAAUCACUGUGUAUACUCGUUGGAACGUAGUUUGUAAGAUUGCAAACGUUAUAUGUACGUACCUAGCCAGCAUGUUUUGCUCAACCUAUUUCUUAAGGAUUUAUGAAUUUGUGUUCCAUUGUUUUAGACAAUGAUCUCCUAUUUAUUAACUACAGAGUAAAAUAAAUUGCUUGUCCAGAUAAAAAAGCGUGAAAUAAUACUGUAAGAUACCUAAUUUAAAAUUUGGUUACAUAGUUUUAUUUUUAGUUUUAAAUUUUUGUAGCAUGAUAGAAUGAUUUACACUAGUACAACGAUAAAAAUUGUUUUUUUCCCAGAUUUUUUAUUCUCUAAGAAAAUAACAAUAAAGUACAGAUAAGUUAAUAAAGACUGGUGAUAUUUUAAAAGCGCCAAAACUAUCGUAUUUUUGUCACGUUUGGUUUAUUAUAUUGUAGUGGAUAGUUGCUUAUAUAUCAAAUUAAAUAUUGUAUUUUAAAUUUAUAAAAUUUGAUGAUCCAAGAUUUUGAUUAAUUCGCCAAUAAAGAGUGGUAAGAAAAACUUAUCAAAAUAAGUACACUUUAUUAAUGUGUUUUUGUUUUUAAAAUUUUAAAAUUUAGUUCUGUUGCAAUGCAUUUGUUUAUACAAAUCUUACAUUGUUGUAUACAGGAUUGGUAUUGAUAGUAAAUAAUUUUAAAACAUGGAAUUUUCCAAUUUAUAACAUUGUCUUGCUGUGUAUAAAAAUACUGGAUUUUGUAUUUUGUAAGAUGCCAAACAACUUACUGUUAGCUUUCUAUGUCGUAGUGUAAGUAGGAAAAAACCAUUCCAUCUAGAAUUUAGUAGAACGAUUUCUGUGAUAAAAUUAUGUGUUAUAUUGUAAACACUUUGAGAUUUUAAAGCGGUUUAGUUGUAAAGUCUUGAUGUUUGAUAAUUGCGUUUUAAAUGUAGUUGAGGGUAUUCAGAGGUUUUAAUGUAAGUACGAGUAUAUAAACAGUUAAAGUUAGAAAACGUCGAUGUAUAUUUGAAGAUUUACAUGUGUUUGCGAGUGUAUAUGGGGUUUUAAUUAAGGAGGGGAAGUAGAUAUAGAAAUAUUUUAAAAUAUGCAACAACAAAAUUUAGGUUCAGAUGUCCAAAAUACAUUAAAUAAACGCUCCUAUUAUAGUUGGUUUAAAUGAACCAAAUACAAAGUUUUCAGGUAUCCAAAUGUACUAGCUUAGUGUUUGAUUCGGGUAAGCGAAAACAAUAGUUACUUGUGUAUUAAGGCAGGGCAGUGACACAAUGAGUGAGGAGUUUAAUCUCAAAAGGCAGAGCCAAAGAUGUCACUUUUCUUCAGGGUGUCAAUGAUCUAUGACAUAAAUUCAAUUUUUUACUACAUCUAUCAUUUUAAUCAAUACCACAUAUUUUGGUCUAUAUUUAUUGUAAAACACCAGUGACUUCUUUCAUAACCUAAAUAUUCCAUGAAUGUUUGUUCAUUUUCCCACAUUUUAUCAACAAUGUAUUAACAGCUAUACUAUAGUAGUAAAUAGUUACUUUACUCCUGGGAAGGCAAAGUAACUUUGUUUCUCUAGCAAGUAAAAUAAACCUUAAUAUUUGUUUGAAGUGAAUACCUUCUUUGCGUAACAGACAGGGGUUAAAUUUUAAGUAUCUUUAGAUGACCCAAAUAUUAAUCGUUUUGAAUUCAACAAAACUAAAAUUGUACCCUACAUUAAUUGUAGUUAAGUACACUCAAAUAGAACAAUAAUAAUGAUAAUGGAUUUAUAAACAGUACAACACUUUUAACUAGUAAUUUAUACAAUAUAUAAACUAUUAUAUAAAAUCGUAAUAUAUAUAAUUUUUUCACACAAAAUAUAUCUUUUCAAUAUAUUAUACAAAUAUUUCCAAUUUCUUGAGCUUGUUCUAAGGAUGAUUACUCUCUCCCCCCCAGUUAAAAAAUGACAAUCAGUGUUUUAUAAUAUCUAGCGUACAAUUUUAUAUAAUUUGGUGUGAAUAAUCAGGAUUCAGGAAAUUUGAGGUUACUUACCAAUUUUACUGUAAACAUUAAAACAUGUAAAAAAUAAACAGCCAAUAAAAAUAAAAAGUAAAAUCUUGUUUUUGUUUGCUGUAAGGAUUUAAAUUUGAAAUAAUUUGUAAAUGUUAGGCUCUAAAACAUGUUUUAUAACGAUUUAUCUUUAGUCAUUGUUUUAAUUACCUUUACCAUCUUAUAAGAUAAAAAAAAUAUUUUUUACAUGAAAUCCUCUCAUUAGUUAAAUGAUGGUAUUAUCGAAUUUGUAAAGAAAUAAUCAUAGCCCUGACAGUUUUAAUAUUUAUGUUCAAAUAACACACAAAGUUGUAAUUGUUGCUUUGAAUAACAUACAAUAAAAAAAUGUUAAAAAACUGUUCAAACUAUAUUUAUUUUGCUUUAUUUAUAAAGACAGAUUUUUUUACUGUCAAGCACAGUUAGUUAUGAGCAUUUUAUUCUUUAACACAUUUGCUGCAGGUUAGUGUCCGAACAGUUUUGCUACCAAUGCUGCAGUGCUCUGUUACUUGACCUGUUGCAUGCUUGCAUUCUUGCUGCGAAUCUCUGAUACUCGUUCUAUAUGAAAUAUACUUACUUUCUGUUACCUCAGGUCGACCUGAAAAUGUGUUGCUACUGUCUGGACAGUGUCAGUGUGGGACUACUGUCCGGACAUUGUCGGUGUGGGACUACUGUCCGGGCAGUAUCAGUGAAACCCACAUACACUUGCGGACCCUUAGAAUUUCUAUGUAUUAUUUAGCAUAUUAAAUUUAUUCAAAGAAUAUUUUAAUUGGUUACAUUGCUUAGCGGCAGAACCGUGUGAAAAUCAAGGUCUUCUGGAGCAUUUAUAUCUACUUUAAAAAAAUGCCUUUGCCAUAAAUGCAGGCUAGUAAGUAGCCGCAGUAAGUGUCCGGACAGUUUAAUCUGUCAAUUACGUGUAAGAAUGUAAUAACAUCUAAUUGAUGAUUUUAUAACAUAAUGAACCAAAGUAGCACAAACAGAAUAAAAAUCGUAAGUUGUGUACAAUUUGGCGCAUAUUGGGUACAUAAUGGGGGCCUUUUACUGUAGCAAAUGUGUUAAAUUGUAACAUUGUGUUAGUAAUCCUAUCAUUUUUUAUUUAAAUUUUGAAUCCAAUUCCACUUAUUCAGCUGUGUUGAAUAUAUAUUUUCAAUUAAAUUAAAAUAGUUUUUACACACUCACUACAUUAAAAUGUUGGAAUAUUAUUAUCAGUGUGCCAACUUAGUUGUAAAUAAGCCAGAAAAAAUUAAUAUGCUAUUUUCAAACUACUACUUUAAGUACAAUAUUGUAAUGGUAGGCAUGCCAUUUAAAACAAGAUGUAUCUCCGUUCAACGUAGAUAAGUGUGAAUGUUUGGAUGUGCCAAACUUUCAGUGUGUGUCGAGAUUGUUAUUUCUGCCGAUUUUAGCUAGCCGCUGACGUCACCGUUGUCGAUUUAAAUUCGUGUUCAACCGCUUUGAGCAAAUUGUUGUUGUUGUUCAAUGUUAUUUAGGUUAGAUCAAGGCUACCGUUACCAAUUGUGUUUCACGUACUGUCGUGAGAUUUAUGCUUUACGGGUUUUACUAUGUUGAGAUGUUCACGUAAAAAGUUAUGUAAGAGCACAGCACAACUUUGCACACGUUUUGGGAAUUUAUUAUGAAAAUAGAAGUUGCUAGAUUACAUAACUUGCUACGCACAAUAUUUUACUUAACCUUAACUUUUAAACCGUCCUAUCUAAAGUGUAACAUGAUGGUCACUAUUGUUACUGAUGAUUUCAAUGAAAAAUAUAUAUUGUAAAUCUGUAAUUUUGUUUAAAAAGGUUUUGUAUUUGACACUUAUUCAAAAUGUAUGUUUGUUAUAACUCAUGUGUACUUAUUUGUUGCCGACUAAUAUAUUUAAAUUAAGAAAGAUACAUACAAAAUUAAUCUUUUUGUUGUAUUGUGAGGUACUUUUAGAACAUUUAGUAUACAUGAUUAAACACAGUAUUAUCCGAAAAUCAUCACUUAACCCUUUGAGUGCCAUAAGCACGAUCUGUCAUGCACCAAAUGGUGUGCUUAAAUUGCCUCGUUAAUGAUCUGCUGCCAUCUUAGAAGUCUGUGUAAGAAAUUCCUGAUGGUAAUCUGUCAUCACUAUGUAUUCUUAGGGUCAUAACGCUUAUGGUUUUUCUAUAGCGAAUGCUGGUGGAAAUUUGUCCAAGGUUAGACACCGUUGGAUAGAUUGACAUUGUUUUUCCAACAUUGCUACUUCUACUGGAUCCAUGGGUGGGAAUGGAAAAAUUUCGUGACAUGUAUUUUAAUGGGGCGAUUCGCAAUAAUAUACAUGAAUAUCCAUUUCAAUUCAAUUCAAAUAAUCUUUAUUCAUAUUUGUACAUUGAAAUACAAUAAAUAGUGUCACAAUUCAUCAGGAC